Molecule: messenger RNA, 9233 nt
Organism: Manis pentadactyla (Chinese pangolin)
Lineage: Eukaryota; Metazoa; Chordata; Mammalia; Pholidota; Manidae
Gene: KDM7A
Product: lysine demethylase 7A
Exons: 20
Coding region: 124-2961 (945 amino acids)
Biological process (GO): protein demethylation; regulation of transcription by RNA polymerase II
Molecular function (GO): transcription coregulator activity; histone demethylase activity
Source: RefSeq, a predicted model, not a curated record
CGCCGCCGCCGCCGCCGCGGCGGUUGCUGCUCCUGCUACUGCAGGAGGCGGCGCUGGCUGGCGACUGCGCUCGCUCCAGUCGGCGAGCGGAGCAGCGAGCGAGCGUGUGUGUGUUUUUUAAAGAUGGCCGGAGCGGCGGCGGCGGUGGCCGCGGGAGCAGCAGCUGGAGCCGCCGCGGCAGCCGUGUCGGUGGCGGCCCCGGGCCGGGCCUCGGCACCCCCGCCACCCCCGCCGGUGUACUGUGUGUGCCGGCAGCCGUACGACGUGAACCGCUUCAUGAUUGAGUGCGAUAUCUGCAAGGACUGGUUCCACGGCAGCUGUGUUGGAGUAGAAGAACAUCAUGCUGUUGACAUUGACCUGUAUCAUUGUCCCAACUGUGCAGUUCUACGUGGUUCCUCCUUGAUGAAGAAGAGGAGGAACUGGCACAGGCACGACUACACGGAAAUAGAUGAUGGCUCCAAACCAGUGCAGGCUGGGACCAGAACUUUUGUUAAGGAAUUACGAGCUCGAGUCUUCCCAAGUGCCGAUGAAAUCAUUGUAAAGAUGCAUGGCAGCCAGCUGACACAAAGAUACCUGGAGAAACAUGGAUUUGAAGUCCCUAUUAUGGUCCCCAAACUAGACGAUCUAGGACUCAGGCUCCCACCACCUACUUUUUCUGUUAUGGAUGUGGAACGCUAUGUAGGUGGUGACAAAGUGAUAGAUGUCAUUGAUGUGGCAAGGCAGGCAGACAGCAAAAUGACACUUCACAAUUAUGUUAAAUACUUCAUGAAUCCUAACAGACCAAAAGUGUUAAAUGUGAUCAGCCUUGAAUUUUCAGAUACAAAGAUGUCUGAAUUGGUGGAGGUCCCUGAUAUAGCCAGAAAACUAUCCUGGGUGGAAAAUUAUUGGCCAGAUGAUUCAGUCUUUCCCAAGCCAUUUGUUCAGAAAUACUGCUUAAUGGGAGUUCAAGACAGCUACACAGAUUUCCACAUUGACUUUGGUGGAACUUCAGUUUGGUACCAUGUCCUCUGGGGUGAGAAGAUUUUUUAUUUGAUAAAGCCAACAGAUGAAAAUUUGGCACUCUAUGAAUCAUGGAGUUCAUCUGUGACCCAGAGUGAGGUGUUUUUUGGAGAUAAGGUGGAUAAAUGCUACAAAUGUGUGGUAAAGCAGGGACAUACCUUAUUUGUUCCUACAGGGUGGAUCCAUGCUGUACUCACUUCUCAGGACUGUAUGGCUUUUGGGGGAAACUUUCUGCACAACCUUAACAUUGGCAUGCAGCUCAGGUGUUACGAGAUGGAAAAAAGGCUAAAAACACCAGAUCUUUUCAAAUUCCCUUUCUUUGAAGCCAUAUGUUGGUUUGUAGCCAAAAACCUGCUGGAAACCCUGAAAGAAUUGAGAGAAGAUGGCUUCCAGCCUCAAACUUACCUAGUACAGGGAGUGAAAGCACUGCAUACUGCUUUAAAAUUAUGGAUGAAAAAAGAACUUGUAUCUGAACAUGCCUUUGAAAUUCCAGACAAUGUUAGACCUGGACAUCUUAUUAAAGAACUUUCUAAAGUAAUUCGAGCAAUAGAGGAGGAAAAUGGCAAACCAGUUAAAUCUCAGGGAAUCUCUACUGUGUGUCCAGUUUCACGAUCCUCAAAUGAAGUGACUUCCCUGUACCAUUCCCGACGAAAGAUGAGGAAACUUCGGGAUCAUAAUGUUCGAACUCCCUCUAACCUAGACAUCCUAGAGCUCCACACAAGGGAGGUCCUCAGAAGAUUAGAGAUGUGUCCACGGGAAGAGGACAUCUUGAGCUCUAAACUGAAUGGAAAAUUCAACAAACAUCUCCAGCCAUCGUCCACAGUUCCUGAAUGGAGAGCAAAAGAUAAUGAUCUACGAUUACUGCUGACAAAUGGAAGGAUAAUUAAAGAUGAGAGACAACCCUUCGCAGAUCAAAGUCUUUAUACAGUAGAUAGUGAAAAUGAAGAGGAUAAGAGAAGGACAAAAAAGGCAAAAAUGAAGAUAGACGAGAGAUCAGGAAUAGAGGGGGUGGAGAAUGAAGAAUCUCGAAAACCACUUAACAGGUUUUUUACAAGUGUGAAAUCAGAACUCAGGAAUCGAUCAUCAGAAUAUUCUGAUAUUUCUGAUUCAGAAGACUCUGGACCGGAUUGCACUGCACUGAAAAAUAAUUUUACCACUGAAGAGUCUGAAAGUUCAGGUGAUGAAAAGAAACAAGAAAUAACAUCAAACUUUAAGGAGGAAUCUACUGUGAUGAGAAACUUCCUUCAAAAGAGCCAGAAGCCGUCUAGAAGUGAAAUUCCAAUUAAAAGGGAAUGUCCUACCUCCACGAGCACAGAGGAAGAAGCUAUUCAGGGCAUGCUGUCUAUGGCAGGGCUACGUUAUUCCGCAUGUUUACAAAGGCAGAUGCAAAGCACAGACUGCAGUGCUGAAGGAAAUUCUCUCCAGGAUCCCAGCAGCUGCCACAGCAGUAACCAGGAAGUCAGGCAGUUGUAUCGCUGUGAUAAACCAGUGGAAUGUGGUAAGAAACGGUACCAUGUCAAGACUGAAGAUCAAGACUUGAGGAGUUCUUCCUGGAUUAAACAAUUUGAUACAACUUCCAGAUUUAAUCUUCAGGAUCUAAGUAGAGGCCAGAAAUGCAUCAAAAAGGAAGGUUCAUCAGAAAUCAGUCAGAAGGUACAAAGUAGGAAUUCUGUGGACAGCAGUGGCUCAAGCCCUCAGAGUGGGAAGUAUAUACAGAAUUCAAGCUUGGUUUCAGGGGCAUGCCAGAUAAGUAAUGGCAGUGUAAGCCCAGAAGGGUCAGUUGGUGAAACGCCCUUUUCAGUGCCCCUUCACCCCACCAAGAGACCUGCAUCAAAUCCACCGCCUAUCAGCAACCAGGCAACAAAAGGUAAACGUCCAAAAAAAGGAAUGGCAACAGCGAAACAACGUCUUGGAAAGAUCCUUAAGUUGAACAGAAAUGGCCACGCACGUUUCUUUGUGUGACAGAGCUGCUGCCAUGGCCACUCUUCCCUUUGGAGACCCAUCUCGGGGGUGCGGCAGCCUGGUGCUUCGGCCGUGCCCCCAGCGCAAGCAGUUUGCAUGUACAGUAGAGAACACUGCCUGGAGAACAAAAGGAACCUGAUGCUGCAUUUUCACUGUGCCACACCCACUCAGCAAUAACCAUUGGGACCUGGUGGGGGAGAGGAAGGAGGAGGGUAGAACCUUAAAAAGAGACCUUGAACUGGAAAGGGUCUCUUGUCAGGGCUUGAAUUUCAUUUAGUUGUUGGUAGUGUCUUGAUUUAUUUUCCGUAGUAGGGUAAAGAAUUAUCAAUAAUUUAUUUAACAGAUUUUUUUUUAAAGUUAACAGCUUUUAAAUUCUUUCUUUUUUAAAGCUAUUUAUUUGGAAGAUUUCUGGAGAAAUAUCUCACUAAUUUAGAUUUAAGAAUGUGAAAGUUUUUAAAUUAUUUUUGAUAGUGUGUGUGUUACAUGUGGGGAAGAGCCACGGUAACAGUAACUAGUCUGGACUCUUAAAUUUGAUAUUCAGGUUAAAGUCUUAAACAGGGAUUUGAUGCAUUAAUUAUUUUAAAUUAAGAUGUAUAUGAAAAUCAUUUUAUUUUAUAUAUUUCAUGUGUUUUUUAUAAGCUAUUAGCUUCGCUUUUGCUAACAUCCAAGGUGCAUACUGUUAUCCAGGUUGUUGACCUUAUAUCCCACAUCCCUCUGCAUCCCCAUCAUUUUGUGAUGACACAAGACUCCUCUUUGCAGGGAAACACUUUCAUAGCCAGUACGUAAGAAAUACAUAGAAUAUCUCACAUUUCUCAUUUCGUUUGGCAUCGCAGUUUUCUUCUAAUUAUAUGAAAAUAGGCUUCUUGCAUUUUCAUUUUUGCUGAUGAUAUCUGGGUUCCAAAGAAAACAGCUUUAAUAUCUCUUUCCUACUUGUGGGAAAAGUAUUGUAAGUUUGGUUAAAUUGUCAAGUUUGUAGAUUUUCAAAUACAUUUGUAACUACAGAGGGCCUUCUUCAUACUGCUGGUAUUGGAGGGCAGGACCAACACCUGCCACAGAGGUUAUAUUUUAUGACACUUUUAUUCUGUGUAUCUAAUUUGUUGGAAAAUACAAAACCUGAUUUGACUUAGUAUAUUCAAAUCUGCAUAAUAAGCCGUAAUGUAAUGUAAGAGGACUAUACUAUAUUAAGUUGUAUAGAAGCAAGCAUGUUGGAGUAGAUCUUUUGGAUGUGUGUGUGUGUUUAGUUUUUUCUUAACCUUCUAAAUAAUUAUUUAAGUAUGGAUUUGGAGUAUAAAUGGGUGCUUCUUGCAGUUUCUUCCAUGUAUCCUAACUUAACCAGUGCAUAUUGAGGUUAAGUAUAUGGUUGAGCUUUAAGGAAUCAUUUAUCUCCUUUAUGCACAAUUUUUACUAAAUGCCAGUUUUCAGUUCCUCCGAAAAGCUUAUAUUUUCCCCCUUUUUUCCCCCCACUGUAUAAAAAUAAUUGAUUUCUGGAGUGGGGUGGAGAUAUGCCCAAUUCUGACAAUAGAGCAUUUUAGAAGUCCCUACAAAGAAAAUAAAAGCAAAUAGGAUAAAAUUUAUUUUUAUGGAGAAGAAAUAUGGCCGUAUUAUAGAUUCAUCUUUUCUUUAUUGAGCAGCGUACUUCUGUAUUAAGUAUCACUUGAAGAGUUAAGAAAAAAGUCUAUACCAUCAUCUUUCAUGGUUGCAUUCAAAUGUGUAUUUUCAAAGAGAAAUAUUUCUUACUCUGUCUCAAUUCCACUAUUUCAUGGGUUGAACAUGAAGUAGCUUAUGAAUAGCCUUUUUGGUCCAAAUGACCAGAUCAAACUCUGGGUCUUAUCUGGGUGUCAGGAAGAAUUUUUUGGAAAUACUGAAUGUCUAUAAAUGGCCUGCUUACACUCUAUCUGCACUAUGCCAAAGCUGGGAAGUGGCUACACUCAGUCAUUUGGUUUUCAGCAGAUCCCAGGAUGUCAAAAACUGGGAUUCCACAGGUUCUCCCACCUUCCACAGAAGAUGUUACUGUGAUGUUUUGGUUUUCUAAAGACAUCAUUUUAGUGUUACAGUUAACAUGUUUUUGUAUUUGGUUUAAGAAAUAAGAAUUACACUUUCUUUUUCCAGCUACAUCAUGAACCGCGGUCUUUUGUUUUCUUUACAUUUUUCACAGCUCUACAUAUUUUUAUUUACCAUAUUUUUCUUUUCCUAAACAUUAAAAUGAAGCAACUUGUUUUUAUGAAUUAAAAUUGUGACCACCAUCCACCCUGUGUACUUAAGCUGAUAGAUACUAAGUUUAAGUAGCAGUAUAUGGGAUUUUUAAGCGAAGGUACUGUGGAUUCAUUUUUGGCAGUUUUAGCCCAUUCAUUAACUGGCUAAGCUUUUUAAAAUGUUCCUUAAGUAAUAUAACCACUAAAGCAGAAUUCAUGUAUCUCUUUCUGAAUUGGUGAAAAUCCAGCCACGGAUCCAGUGACUUUCUUAGUCAAACCCCUUGUAAAGUUCCUGACUGUGAUGUGGCCCUUCAUCUCAUGGUAAUCACUGCAGCCAGUAUCCAGAAUGAGCUGUAAUAGACAACCUUUCAUCUUCCUUCAGUCUCAUUUAUAAACAAUACUACCAUACACACACUGCAGCUUAGACAGGAAGGUGGCAUUUAGCUAGUUAUAAGCAAACACAGAUAUAUAAAACAAUUAUGAUUAAGUGUAUGCAGUUUUAAUUGUAGUAGUAGACAAUAAUUGUCCUAUAUUAAUUCAAAUAAGUGACUCUGUCAACCUGGGAUCCACCGUACUGUAAUUCAUGUUAUAUAAUGUGCUGUCCAGUAUUGAUAAAACCUGGCAGUUUAUAAUAGUGCAGUAUUCUAGAAAUACCUUGAACUUCAUAAGCAUAAGUUAAUUUUUAAAGCAUACAAAAUUGAAAACCCUGACUGAAAUCACCUUAUAUACUUAGAAAACAAGCCCAUCUCUACUUAAAUACUUAGCUUGAAUACUCUUCUAUUGUUUAAUAACCUGAAUUAUUGCCUUUUUAAUGAACUCUACUGUAUUUAUUAUGAGAUCAGCAGGUAUUUGUCAAACAUCUAUGUGCCCAGCACUACUUAGUACUGGAGGGGAAUAUGGAGUUGAAGGUGUGGUCUCUGCCACUGAAGGUGUCUUCUCCAGGAAAUAAACAGUGUUAUUUUCACUUCUAAGCAAACUGAAGCAAAAGAGGGCCCAUUUGUUAAAAAAGGAAAAGCAUAAUUUUUCUAGUUUCAACUGAUACAAGUAAAAGUAAGAAACUUUCUUUAAUUAAAAAAAUUUUUUAAACAUUUCAAAAGUUAAUAAUUUAAUGUUGGGUGAUAGAGGGGCAUGGUGUAGCAUGGAAGGGAACAGAAGACCUGGGCUUUUGUCCAAAUCCAUUUAUAUAUCAGCUGUGUAAUCUUAAAUAGGUCACUUAUUCUUUCUGAGGAUUAGUUUUCUUAUUUGUAAGUUUGGAUAAAAUUGCAGUUAAGAAAACCAUAGAAAAGCAUUCUUUAAUCUAUGAACACUUCAUACUUGAAGAGAAGUUAUAAUAUUUAAGUUACAACUGAUAAUCAAUGCACAUUUUUAUGCAUUUUAAAUGAAAACUGCUAUUACUCAUAAAAUUUGUUUCAUAUCAAAUAAAAGCCCAGAGCAUGCCACCUAAAAAAUCUGAAGAGUCUCUAACAAGGUGCUGAAAUAAAAUGAGUUCUUAAGUGAAAGUAAAAGAAGGGAGAUCAUUUAUGGAUUAGAGUGAGAAUGUUUAUCCUCAAGUAAUCAUUAAGAUGAUUUAAGGUAAUUGGAAGAUCGUUUCAGUUUUUCUAAAAGAGGAAUUAGGAUAGUACUGCUCCACAGAUUCUGCAUACUGUUCAGGUACUAGAGAAAGGUAAAAUAAGUCAUAGAAUUAGAAUGAUUUAGCAAUCACCCAAGGAACUUGGGGUUAAAAAUAAGGUGGCUAGGAAGAUGGGAAUCAAUAAAGACAGCUAUGGGUUGGCUAACAUAGUUUGUUGGGUACAGAAACCACUGUAGGAGUCUAGGACAGGAGACUGGACAUCUUCAAAAGAAAGAUAAUGCUUUUUUUAAGAGGUGCUCUCUAAAGUGGUAAAACCACUCCCCAAAGAGUUGAUGAAUAAUUAUAUGGCCCAGUUUACUACCACCAAAAGUAAUCAUUGGAGUGUAUAAGCAUUUUGCAAUCUCAUAUUUAAAAGAUGAAGGCCUAAUCUGAAAUUUUUUUCUCAUUAAAUAUUAAGCUAAUUACUCCCUCCAGAAAGAGAAGCUAAAGAUCACCUAUCAGUUUUAGAUGCCGUAGACCUUCAUCUAAAGCAGCCUUUACAAAUAAGGAGACAAAUGAAACCUAGAUAGGGCAGGGAUUUGCCUGGGGUCACAGUGGGUCCCAGACCUCUGGCACCUUGCUUCCUCAGACAGCCCUGUUCUGUGGCACUGUGCAGCCUCUACUCAUCCUGUGGUGGACGGUGUUGACAAGCUUACUAGAAACCAGGUGGAAAGAAAGGGGAAGACCUAAUACACUCACUACAUUGCUGUUGAACGUUAUGUACUUUUAAUACUAAAGCCUUACUAAAAACCCUUCCCUUAUUUUGUUUUUCAGUGAACAUCAUGCCGUAAGUCAAAUAUUUGAUAUCCUGACAUAAACACAUUUUUCAAUGUAAGGUCAUUAAGCAUAUGCCUAUUAGCCUAUCAGGGUUGACUGUGGUUUUAUUCUUUUAUAAUAUUUUUUUCCCCUUUUUAUGGGGUGGGGUGGUGGUGGAAAUAUACUCAUUUACCUGCAUUCUACCUGCUAGAGUCUGCCUCUCACCCUUGGUGCCCUUUCUAGGGUCCUAAAGCUUUUUCUUAACAAGUGCAACAUUAAUUUUUUUGUUUAAAACCUUUAAAAAUUAUUUGGUGAUUGACCCAACAAGUUUAUUUGCUCUGCACUAUUUCCAUAAUAAACCCUGGCUACCACGUAGCCCUUGAACUCCAAGUAGUUUACCUAUGCAAGCUCCGUAACAUUCACUUUCCUUUAUUUCAGAAAGCAGACCUAAAUGGAACUGAAUCAUAAAGAUAAAACUUGCCUCCACCCACUUUUACUUUGGACAUUUCCUUUUCAAAAUGUUAUUUUCCCCCAAGAUUUUUCACCAAAACAAUGAUCAUAAGUGCUGGAAUAUUUAAUAUUUUGCAGGAAUAAAGUAACCCAAACAUACUCAUAUUUCUUCAGUGGAUUUUGGUUGGUAACACUUACUAGCAUUGAGUGUGACAUACAAUGAGGAGUUGAUUCCUUUGCUAGAAUCAUUUCUUCCCUCUAAGAUUCAUAAGUAACCUUUUAUUUUACAAAGUAGACAUACAGCUUCCACAUAAUAGUCAGGGACCUGAGGUGUAACUUGCUAAGUGAACCCUAAGGUUAUUUUAUCUUGCAAAAGAAACCUAAACCAAACUAAGGGCCUUACAUUUAUGGUUAGACUGAAUCAAAAGCUAUAACCUCAAUUUUUCCAAAAACAGCUUCUGACUGCAAAAGCAAGUCAUGCUGUUAGGUUUGAAAUAGCACUGAUCAGGAAACACAUAUGCGUCUUUGCAGACUGUAUUUCCUUCCGAAAAGACUUUUCUACUUUUAAUAUAAAUUAAGCCAUAACAGUUUCAUGCUGUGGAAAGAGGGUGAAAAGGUUCAUUUUAAGAGAUUAUAUAAUAUGAAUUUUCACAUUUACUGUGAGAUGUCUAACUUUGCCAGUGCUUCAGCAGGUUUUUUGGGGGGAGUGGGAGGGUAGAGGGAGGUGUGGGGGAGGGGUAGUAUUGGUUUUAGGGGUUAUAAGUCUGUGAAAUUUGAAAAGGGGACAGUUGUUGGCUAUGGUAUUUACUAGUUUUGUAGUAAUGUUUUGCUAGCCUGACUGACUUUCCUUAACUGAUUUUUAUGCCCAUGGUCCAAGGUGACUGUUCCCCUUCUUGUUUGGGAUGUCUGCAGAGUAGUAUUUUGUCUGUUUGUAUAGGCAGUCAGUGUGUGUGCACAUGUGUGUCCUUGAAUAUGGAAGCACACUGUGUGACAUCAGAGUGGGGUGUGGCUGGGAAGUGGGAUGCUGAAGCUUUAAGAGCAUUUUUGGGGGAUUCAUAACAGUAUUUCCCAUCUUUUGCCUGCAGGCAGGGAAAGUGUACAGUAUUUAUUUUGUUUCUGUUUUAAAUUUGUAAGUCUUUAAGUAGCUUACAUUGGUUAUUAUAGGGGAGGACAAGUGACUUGUUUAAAGUUGUAUUUGGUAUUCUUACUUUCCAAUUUCUGUAUUUUAAAAUAUUGAAAUUAAAAUUGUAUUACUUCUGUUUUGA